UCUCUCUCACACACACAUCCUACCCCUUAUUACCCACCUUUUGCACUAUAAAUGCAUGCCCUUUUAUUCCCCAUUUGAUGCAAGUUCAUCCCUUCCAUUCCAAUUCUUCAAAUCCAGAUAUAUGGGUUUUCUUUAAGCCCAUAAUCUCCAUCUAUCUUCAACUCUAAACCACCUCAAACAGACAUUAAUUAAACCAUAAUUAAUCUGUUUGAUACCUUAAUCAUUCCAACAAAGAUGUUUUCUCCACCAAGAUCCAACCUUUCUCAAGCCUCCCCUUCCCCUCAAGAAGAUUAUGAUGAUGAAGCCAAGAACAGAGAAAAACAUGACAAUUUGGGUGGUUGGAGCUUUAUUCAAGCUUUAACUCCCAGUGAAAUUAAUGGGUCUGAAAAAAUCUAUGUUCAUCCAAUGGAAAAGAAUACUUCUUCUUCAAUUCUUAGCAAAAAGAGCCUCGAAAUGUGCACUGAGAAUCUGGGAAGCGAAUCAGGAAGUGAAGGCAUUAUUGAAGAACUCAUCUUCCAUCAGAUUGGUACAUCUACUAAAAUACAAGAAUUAAAUGGGAAAAAGAAGGAGAAGAUGAUCUUUCCUCCUCCUAUAUCUUCAAUUAGAGGAUCUGAUAUUGUUCAAGUCUUGCCUCAUAGGGAAGGAGGUAGAUUGCUCAUCAAAACAGUGAUGGUUAAUUCUAACAACGGCUACUUUCAGGCAGAACGAUGUAAUGGUCGGCUUAGACUUUCCCUUUUAACUGAAUCCGAUGAUACCGAUGAUGAAAAUGAAGAUCAUGAUCAAGAUGAAGACGAAGAUGAAGAAUGUGAAAUUGGGAUUUCUACGUUGAUCAACAGUUGCAAGGAAGAAGAUGGGAAUGGGAAUGGGAAGGAAGUCAUGUCAAAUUGGGGGCCAUUUUUGGUGGGCAUCUCCUAAUUAUAUUAUUAUUAAUUAUUGUUACUAUUUCCAUUUCUGUUUUACCUCACCUUGCUUGUGUGUGGUUGUUAGUUAUUAUAGUUAAUGGAUAGAUAAUGUAUGCCACUUGUUUAUGUAAUUUGUAAUGUGUUAUUACUAAACUCCUUGUGUUUGUUCUAUUCUAUAAAGUACCCUUUUCUUUAUCCAACCAACAUGA
Molecule: messenger RNA, 1111 nt
Organism: Impatiens glandulifera
Lineage: Eukaryota; Viridiplantae; Streptophyta; Magnoliopsida; Ericales; Balsaminaceae
Product: protein FANTASTIC FOUR 3-like
Exons: 1
Coding region: 235-915 (226 amino acids)
Source: RefSeq, a predicted model, not a curated record